Molecule: messenger RNA, 1101 nt
Organism: Lingula anatina
Lineage: Eukaryota; Metazoa; Brachiopoda; Lingulata; Lingulida; Lingulidae
Product: chitotriosidase-1-like
Biological process (GO): chitin catabolic process; carbohydrate metabolic process
Cellular component (GO): extracellular region
Molecular function (GO): chitin binding; chitinase activity
Source: RefSeq, a predicted model, not a curated record
AUGGAGCAAGUUGUGAAGCUGAAAACCCGCAACCCAGCUCUGAAGGUUCUGCUGGCAGUCGGCGGCUGGAGCCAUCCCUGGGAGAUCUUCAAUGAGCUGUCAAAAACCACCGAAUCCAGGAGAGAUUUCAUAAGCAACGCAAUCCGCUUUUUAAGAGUUUACGGGUUCGAUGGACUGGACUAUGAUUGGGAGUACCCGGGGGAUGUUGGCCGUGGAAGUCCCCCAGAAACGAAGCAGUCUUUCUCCGAUCUGGUCAAGGAAACAAGGCUUCGUUUCCAACAAGAGGCCGAAGUAAAAGGCAAGAAACGAUUACUAGUUACAGCGUCGGUAGGAGUAACAGAUGAGAAAAUUAAAGACGGUUACAAUAUAGCAGUGAUGAACAAAUACCUUGAUUGGACAAACCUGAUGACCUAUGACCUUCGCGGGGCGUGGGAUGGCUAUCUAGGUCACCACGCUGCCUUGUUUGCCAGAUCGGAUAAUUCAGGGACCCAGGAUACUCUCAACAUUGACUAUAUCGUCCGGAAUUGGAUAAAGAAAGGCUACGAUCCCAGCAGGCUUGUUCUUGGGGCCGUUUCUUACGCGCGCACCUUCACCAUGACUGACAGUAAUGCCUACUCGCCGGGAGAUAGAGCAACUGGUGCGGGACUCGCCGGACCCUAUACCAAACAUGCGGGAUUUCUUGGUUACAAUGAGAUUUGCGAGCAGAGUGGCUGGGACGAAGUCUUUGACCCUCAGAUGAAGGUACCAUAUGCAUAUAAACCAGACACGAAACAGUGGGUGGGAUAUGACGACCCCAAAAGCAUGGACUUGAAGGCCGACUACGUUUGCAAGAUGGGUCUUGGAGGGCUCCACGUGUGGGCAAUGGACAUGGACGACUUCACAGGGAGGUCUUGCAACGAGGGGAGAUAUCCUCUCCUCACUGCUGCCAAGGAGGGUCUAAAGAAAUGUUCCACUGCCGGAAAUCCGGGACCCGGCACGAGACCACCUUCAGCCAAUAGCAUGAACUUCCGGUGCGGACCAAUAGCUGUGUGGUGCGAGGCUGGGAAAAGAUGUCUAAAGCCUCGCCAAUGUCUGUCCUUGACACGAUCAAGAGGGAAAUAA